CUGUCAAAACAUAUAUCGCUUCAGGAUGCUGAAGGAUGAUGCAACCUUCAAAGAACUGUAUGUACACUUGGUGAAGGACGGAGAACGGACGACGGAAGGGCCUGAAGUCCGGACAUAGACUCCGCAGCUGCCUGUUCUCCAUUCCAACUGGUCCAGGCGCAUUUGUCUUUCUGGCCGGGCCCCAUAUAAGAAGGCAGCCCAUUGUGCUUUCCUCCCCUCUCCUUUUUUCAGCCAAACUGCUCGCCGGCCAACUUCGCUGCUUCACCUGCUGCUUCAGCCGAACGUUGUCCAGCGUCUGGUGAUAUACGCGAAGAGUGGUCUGUAAUCGCCAACCGAGUUGUCACCUCCGGAAGGAAAGACCCUAGCUCCGCCAUGUCGUCGAGAGGGGAGACUGAACAGCUCAACGAGCAACCAACCUACUCCGUCGUCGACCACUCGCACAAGGAUGUCAUACACCGUCCGUUCUUCUCCUAUAUCACGUUUUCGUGGAUAACCCCACUUCUGAAGAAAGGAAGUCGCGCACCAUUGCAGGAGGAGGACCUUCCGGAUUUGUCAGAAAAGGACUCCGCCCAUCAGACUGCAAAGCCAGUCUUGGAAGACUUUUGGGCACAAUACAAGACAUACAAGAGCACUGAGGGUUCUCACGCUCCGAGCUUCACCUCGGCCCUUGUGCGACACUUCUUGUUCAGAUACAUCGUAUCGCUCGUCCUCGCCGGAAUCGCCGUAGCAAGCGCCAUCAUCCAGCCGCUGCUAAUCUCCGAUGUCGUCAAUCUACUCGAUCCUACGGCCGACCACUCGAGUCCCAUCAUCAAGACUGUAUGGGGCUAUGGGCUACUUUACUUUGCCUUGUCGGUUGGAACAGCCUUUGCUGCCUACAAUAAGGAAGCUAUGUAUUUGGACUUCAACGUGGAGCUUCGCGCGAUCGUCAUUGGAGCGGUUUAUUCUAAGGCUCUGAAGCUGUCGGCAAAGUCCCAACAGGAGUACGGUCCCGGAACUGUUAACAGCCUAAUCAGUACCGACGUUCUCAUGAUCAGCAAAUUUCCGAAAAUGUUAGCCGCAUCCAUCACCUGCGUGGCACAGAUUGUCCUUGCGCUCUAUCUACUCGCCCGGUUACUCGGAGUGACGACGAUCCUCACAGCAGGCUUGUUUGUCCUACUGACAGUGCUCACCCUCCAAUUCAUCCGCGAAUUUGUCAAAUGUCAAGGACAAUAUAUGAAGCAUCUGGACAAGCGCACAAAACUCCUCAGAGAACUGAUUUACGGAAUGAAGAGUCUGAAACUCGAAGCGGCGGAGAAGCACGAGGCCGCACGAAUCGAAGAGCCGCGGAAUGAGCAGUUGAAACUGCUGAAGACGAUGACGAUGUGGUUCCUUGGAGUGAUAUUCGCUAUCAUCAUCCAACAAGACUUCCUUCCGUACGUCACGAUCAUAGGAUACACCCAAUUCGGUGGUUCUAUCAACGCCAGCACGGUGUUUCCCAUCCUUGGGCUAAUCGCCGCGCUAGGGGAACCCUCGGGUAUGCUGGGAGGUGCCGUCAUGGGCACACUGCAAGCCUUCCCUUCACUCAAGCGAGUUUCAAAGUUUCUUCUUGCCGAGGAGAUCCUCCCUCAUGACGUUCCGGAAAGGCUCGCUCUUGAUGCCAAAACCGCUGACCUUCCCGCGAUUACUAUCGACCGCGCCAGCUUCUCCUGGGAAACCACCCCUGAUGCCAAGGACCUUAAGGAAACGUCCAAAGGAUCAACCAAAGCAAACAAAGCGGGAGGAAAGAAGGGUGCUGACAAGAAGGGCGCCGAGAUGCAAGAACGGGAGAAGGAGACCACAUCGGUCAACACCGUCGUUGUAGAGGCGGAGCAGGAGGCCAAAGGCGAGACAGCUGGCAGUGACAAGCCGAAGGAAGCCUUCAAAUUAUCUGACAUCACGCUCGAGAUCCCACGUGGGGCGCUGGUUGCUAUCGUGGGACCUGUAGGCAGCGGGAAAUCAUCGUUGCUCUCUGCGAUGGUUGGGUCCAUGCGCAAGGUGGGCUCCGGGUCUGCGACGCUCGUCGGUUCGAUCGGUUAUUGCGCGCAGGACCCCUGGGUAGUAUCGGGCACUUUGGAAGAGAACAUUCGAGGGUUCUCCGCCGAUUUGAGCCACGCCGACGUCUCCAAAGCGGUCGAAGCCGCUUGUUUGACUCGCGACAUAGAGGCCUUUCCACAUGGACUCGGAACCCGGGUCGGCGAGAAGGGCAUAUCUCUGUCAGGCGGGCAGAAAGCGCGAACGCAGCUAUGCCGCGCCAUUGCGUCGAACGCCGACAUAUUCUUGCUCGACGACCCACUUGCGGCGCUGGACGCUCAAGUCGGGAAAACCAUCUUCGACAAAACGAUCCUUGGUUCCAUGAAAGGCAAAACAGUCGUGCUCGUGACACAUCAGCUGCAUUUGAUAUCAAAGGCUGAUAUGGUUGUCGUCCUCAACGGUGGUAAGGUGGCUGAGUCGGGUACCUUCACCGAGUUGAUGAACUUGCCAGAAGGUGUGCUGGCGAACAUGAUGAAGAACUACGCGGUCGAGGGAAGGGAAGAUGAAGUCGUGCAAGACGAACCGGAUAAGGAAAAGGACGGUGGGGACCUGGAAGAGAUUGAACAGGCCUUGAAGAAGUUUGAGGAGCAGAAACUGAUUGCCGAAGACAGGCAGCAGGGCAUUGUUUCCGGCGCCGUGAUUUGGCGCUAUUUCAAGAAUGGCGGCCUCCUUCUCGCCCUGUUCCCGUUACUAUGGCUUCCCUUCGCCGUGUUCUUGGCGGCGUUUGGCAACAUUAUCAUGGUCAUCUGGUCCGACAACUCGUGGGGCUGGUCGGAUUCUCAGUACUUCCAACUGUACUGGAUCGUCGGAACUGUCAAACUGGCUUCUAAUCUGAUGAGUGUUACGUGCUGGUAUGUUUUGAACUACCGCGCCUCGAAGGCAUAUCAUCACAAUGCCUUGACGGCGUUAGUGCGCGCUCCGUUGGGAUGGUUCGAUGGUCAACCGGCGGGAAGGAUCAUCAAUCGCAUGACGGUCGACGUCUUGCAAAUGGACCUGACCCUCUCACAAGAUCUUGUGAAUUUGUUUGACUGCGGUAUUAUGUUUUUCUCGGCGGUCGUCAUGGUUGCGUAUGGAACGCCAUACAUCCUGAUCGCUUUCGCCAUCCUGUCGAUACCUUCCGUCUGGGCUUUCCGCUUUUUUCAAGGGUCGUACCGCGAACUCAAGCGUCUCUCCUCCAUUCUCAAGUCCCCACUCUCCGCGCAUUGUUCCGAGACGUUUUACGGUAUACCAUCGAUCAAGGCGUAUCGUUGGGAAGCGAGCUUCGUCGCCCGACAGGAACACACCACCGACCUCGCGAGCAAAGCGCUGCUACUGAUGGACUCGGCGAAGCUGUGGAUCAGUCUGCGGAUGGCGCUGUUCACUUCGAUCAUUGUGCUGACUGGAUUGAUUCUCGCCGAAGUUGGGGUGGUGGAAGGAAGCGCGGCGGGCCUGAUGUUGGUGGGGUUGAUCAACCUGGCCUCUCUGUUAAACAUUGUGUUGUUGAUGAUAUCCAUGACGGAGGCCUCAUUCAACGCUGUCGAGCGGAUGGACUACUACGCAGGCAAAUUACCUAUGGAAAGGCAGGUCGGCACGGUGAAAGUCUCCGACGCAUGGCCGCAAUCUGGAGCCAUCGACAUCAAGGAUCUCGAGAUCCGCUACGAUUCGACGGCGGCGCCUGUGUUGCAGGACCUGUCUGUCUCCAUCCGCGCCGGCGAAAAGGUGGCCGUUUGCGGGAGGAGCGGGGCCGGCAAAUCGACGCUUAUGCUCGCCCUGUUCCGCAUUGUCGAGGCCUACAAAGGCUCCAUCCACGUUGACGGUCAAGACAUCUCCGAGCUCGAUCUAGACACCCUUCGCGAACGUCUGCAGAUCAUUCCGCAAGAGCCGAUCCUCUUCUCAGGCACCUUCCGUUCCAACAUCGAUCGUAGGGGCAAGCGCACCGAUCAGGAGAUUUGGAAGGCGUUGGAGAUGGCGGGUAUGAAGGAGUACAUCUCCGGCCUGCCCAGUCAGCUCGACGCGGAAGUCACCGAGGGCGGCGCAAAUCUGUCUUCUGGACAAAGACAGUUAAUCGUGCUCUCGAAAGCCAUCCUAUCAAACGCCAAGAUCAUCAUCAUGGACGAGGCCACAGCGAGCGUCGACCACGAAGCCGACGAGCGGAUUCAGGAAAUGGUUUCGUCCCAUUUCAAGCAUUGCACGGUAGUCAGCAUCGCACAUCGUCUGAACACAAUCGCUGGUUUCGACAAGGUGCUUGUCUUGAAAGACGGUCGUUUCGUCGAGUUUGAUACCCCGCACGUCCUGUUGGCCAACCCGGAGUCGUUGUUUGCGGAUCUGGUCGAGGCAACGGGGCAGGCCAACGCUGCGUUGAUUCGUGACAUUGCUGCCCGGCAUGAGGCUGAGAAGAAUGUCACCGAGGUGUAGACUUCCUCACCGCGGCCCCCACACCAGGUCUAUGUACCUGAGCUCGUUUUUGCGCACCUUCCGCGCAUAGCAAGAAAGACCCUAUUCGAACCACGACUUUGCGUCCAUGUGCCUUCGAUAUCCAGCGUAGCGUCUAUGUAAUUCGUUCAUCUCCUUGGAACUCUUGUCCCCUUGUCUGACGCUGAACUCUCUACCAACAUUGGACUUUUGUCGUUUUUUUGUACCAUAAUCGAAGAGAUCGAGUGAACAUCCUAGUUCAGCCUCGAUCAAGUCUGACGGCGUAGUAAUGUGAUACACUAAGACAAAAGAACCCUCUGG
Molecule: messenger RNA, 4761 nt
Organism: Fimicolochytrium jonesii
Lineage: Eukaryota; Fungi; Chytridiomycota; Chytridiomycetes; Spizellomycetales; Powellomycetaceae
Product: P-loop containing nucleoside triphosphate hydrolase protein
Exons: 10
Coding region: 373-4443 (1356 amino acids)
Biological process (GO): transmembrane transport
Cellular component (GO): membrane
Molecular function (GO): ABC-type transporter activity; ATP binding; ATP hydrolysis activity
Source: RefSeq, a predicted model, not a curated record